Molecule: messenger RNA, 2232 nt
Organism: Oenanthe melanoleuca
Lineage: Eukaryota; Metazoa; Chordata; Aves; Passeriformes; Muscicapidae
Gene: PLEKHG7
Product: pleckstrin homology and RhoGEF domain containing G7
Exons: 16
Coding region: 1-2232 (743 amino acids)
Biological process (GO): Rho protein signal transduction
Molecular function (GO): guanyl-nucleotide exchange factor activity
Source: RefSeq, a predicted model, not a curated record
AUGCAACAACCAAGCUCUGAUUAUUCUCCAGAUCUGGUCAAAGAAACCAGCGUGGAACCUCUAGACAGGGAAGCUGACCUCCCUAAGGAAAAUGUUGAAGAUGCCUUCAGUUCCUCUGAAAUGCAGACAGUGCCAGUGUGCAUGGACACCCCGGUGCCUCCAGGGGACUGCAUCCUCGGAGGAGGUUACACAGAGCCGCUGCUGAGGCUCCCUGCAGAGGAGUGCGCUGGGAUCCACCACGCGCCUUUGCUCUUCGACCGCCGUGCCCGCGCCAGAAUUGCCACUUCCCCAACGUUAAGGCGUCUGAGGAUGGCCUCUGCCUCACAAGCACUGCCACUUCCAGGCUGCUCUGCCACAGCCCAGCUGGGGAAUCGAAAGGAAUACGCUGGCUCUCUCCACCACAUUUGUAAGAGUCCACCUCGCUGCGUUACGGUCUCUUCAUUGUCGCUGCCUUCUUGUGUCCAUGCAAAAUUACUGGAGUCCAAAGCCAAGUCUGAGAGAACUACAGCAGUUCCAGAGUCUGACCCACCCAGGUCGAAGCUUCCAAGCCAAGAGGACCCUCUCAGCAAUGGCAGUCCCAAGGAGCCACCCAGAAACUCCUGGAGAGCCAACUCUGCUACUCUUCCCACGAGACUCCCCCGCCCCAGCCCUACACUUUGGGCAGGUGUCCAGGAGAGUGGACUGCCCAUGCAAAGAUCCGCCCAGCGCAGGCGAAGCUCCCUGGUGGUGAGUCUGCCGGGACUCGAGGUGUUCCCUGGAGACCUGCUGGUGUCAGACAGUGCCAUGGACUACCUGCCCUGCUCCUUCCUGCUCACUGCAGAGUCCAAAAAAUCAAGGUGGCCAUUUGCCAAAAGAGGAGUUGGUAAAGACAAACAGAAGCAAGCAUCUGAUCUGGAAAAUUGUCUUUCAACUGUUAAGGUCAUAGACUGCUACACAGAUGAAUUUUUCUGCUUUAAGAGUAAAUCUUGGCAUGAAUUUAUAAACGAGCAGAAAGGUGUCAACAGUGGGUUAGAAGUGGAAAAAGAAGCAGCAGUGUGGGAACUUUUCACAAGUGAAUGCACUUACUUUCUGGAUCAUUUGCUGGUUCUUAAGAAGAUAUUUAUGAACACUCUAAAAUACCUCCAGAAUAAUGAAUUCCUCUUGGAUGUGGAUUUGUGGAGACUUUUUGCAAACUUAGAGGAGUUAAACAAGAUAAGUCUCCAUUUUCUGAAAACAUUUUUUGAAACUGUGAAGAAGCAUAUCAGCAAGUCAGACUCUCCUAUGGAUUUCAGCUCUGUACUCAGAAUGUUUUUCCAGGGUGACCUCUGCCAGACACACCAGAUUUAUUGCCUUAAUUAUACCUCUGCUGUCUUCUACUUGGAAAAACUGAGACAGAGAGAAGAUUUCGGCAUCUAUCUGAAGUGGUGUGAACAAAAUGAACAGUGCAAGAGGUUGCAUCUGCCAGAGCUGCUGGUUGCUCCUCUGCAUCGAUUGACACGGUAUCCCCUCCUCCUCAACAACAUCUGGAAGAGGAGCACAGAUGAAACAGAGAAAUGUUCUAUCCAGUCACUUAAAGAGAAGGUGGAAAAGUCUAUAAGGGAUCUGGAAGGUAAAGUCAAGUGGCUGGACAACUUUCAGAAGUUCAGGCAGCUGCAAGAGGUUAUAAUUUGGCCUCAGGUCUGGGAUCGUGACAAAAGGUUCUUUGUCCCAGAGUGUUUGAAGCAAAACUUAAGAGAAAACAGCAGUGAAAACAUUUUGUCUUCAGUGAACAGACUUCUCCUUCAUGAAGGAAGGCUGAUGCUGGCAGAAAGCACAAGACUCCUUGACGUCUACCUCUUUCUAUUUGAUGAUUUCCUACUAAUUACCAAAAUUAAACGUAACAAAAAGAAAUAUGGAGGCUCAGACACCAGCUUAAUCCCUAUCUGUCCUUCCCUCACUCCUGAGCUGCAGUCCUUCAUAAGAGAGGGGGGAUUUUGCACAGUCCUAGACCAGCCCAUCCCACUUGACAGACUCAUACUGAAAAAUGUUGAGCCCAUCCAAGUUACAGUCUUCAGCCUGAGGAACGCUUUUCUAAUUCAGCAUGAGAACAGGUAUGGGCAGUGCAUAGCAGUCUUCUUGCUACAAGCUCAGACAGAGACUGCCAAGAAAGCAUGGAUGUCACAGAUAGAAACAGCAAUCUCUAAUUACACCACACAACAUGAAACCAAGAAAAGCACUGCUUUCUGCUUCCCUGUUGAAUCCUCUGAAAUUUGA